Xiphias gladius (swordfish) is the source of this 2056-nucleotide messenger RNA. It is a transcript of the gene dhrs12la, whose product is annotated as dehydrogenase/reductase 12-like a. The coding region runs from base 71 to 1240 and encodes 389 amino acids. Lineage: Eukaryota; Metazoa; Chordata; Actinopteri; Istiophoriformes; Xiphiidae. The transcript is spliced from 10 exons. The record is from RefSeq and is a predicted model, not a curated record.
AGGCUAGGCCUGCGGUAAAUCCAGUCCCGGGUCGCCAACCGCAUACGAAAAGAGGUUCUGGGACAGCAACAUGGGCAAUGUACAGUACGUGCCGUGUUUGUCUGUAGGUUUCGACGAGGAUGUGAACGGAAGGGAUGCACCCCUCCUUCCCGCCGCUGGGUGGCCCGUGGGCUUUUCGCCCGCUGGUGCGAAUUCAGCGGCGCUACACGUGGUCCGGGUCCAGGCUAAAAAGCGGAGGAGAGCGCUCAGCUCAGCGAGAGGCUUCCAGAGCAGCACCAUGUCUCUGUACCGCAACUCCGCCUGGUUCCUGAAGGGAAUGACCGAGUUCACCAGGACUGCCUUCUUGUCAGCCUCCAAGCGGUUUGUGGAGAAAGACCUGGAGGUGUCCAUGGCUGGGCGCUCCUUCAUGAUAACAGGAGCCAACAGUGGCAUUGGGAAAGCCACCGCUAUGGCCAUCGCUAAGAGAGGUGGAACGAUCCACAUGGUGUGUAGGAACAAGGACAAGGCUGAGGAGGCAAGGGCUGAUAUUGUAAAGGAGACAGGAAAUAAGGAGGUCUAUGUCCACAUCCUGGAUCUGUCUGAGACCAAGAAGGUCUGGGAGUUUGCUGAGGCCUUCAAGAGAAAGUACAAGGCCCUAAAUGUACUGAUCAAUAAUGCAGGCUCCAUCAUGAGUCAGAGGGAUAUGAAUGCUGAGGGGCUUGAGAAGAGCUUCGCCACUAAUGUCCUUGGGGUUUACAUUCUCACCAAGAGUCUCAUUCCUUUGCUGGAGAAGAGCACAGAUCCCAGAGUGAUAACAGUGUCAUCAGGGGGAAUGUUGGUGCAAAAGCUCAGGACUGGAAACCUGCAGUCUGACAGAGGCCGCUACGAUGGCACCAUGGUCUACGCCCAGCACAAAAGGCAGCAGGUGGUGAUGACAGAGCAGCUGGCAAAGACUCACACAAACGUCCACUUUUCCGUCAUGCAUCCUGGCUGGGUGGACACUCCAGCGGUGGCCAAUGCCAUGCCAGACUUCCAUCGCUCAAUGAAGGACAGUCUGCGAACCCCGGAGCAGGGGGCUGACACCGUGGUGUGGCUGGCAGUCUCUGAUGCUGCAACCACAAAUCCUAGUGGACGCUUCUAUCAGGACCGAAAGAUGGUGUCCACCCACCUGCCACUGGCCUGGACCUACAGCUCCCCCCUGGAGGAGCAGAAGUUAAUGUCUCUGCUGGAGGACUUGGCCAAGACAUUCCAGCCACACUGAGACGACAGGAAACUGUGCACCAGUGCACCACCAACACUAACACCAUCAGCUAAUACUGACCGAGGCUGGGCUCCGGAAUGGAUCUGCUUCUGCUUUCCCAAAAGCAUUUGGAGAGUUAUAAUCAGUCUUGGUCACUGGCUUAGAAUGGGACAGAAUGGAAACUCAACCUGACAGACUAAAGUCAGCUAUAAAUGAGGGAUUAGCAAAUUUUGUAAUGCUUUUUUAACUAUUUAUAUGAUAAAUAAGUUUUCUUAUUUGUGAGCUCAACUUUAUAGCGACUACCACCUCUGUGGCUUCAAACUUUAUUAUGAGUGUUUGAUAGCGAUGUUGCUUUCAGGGAGUUUUCUGAGGAGGUUGUGGUGCUGAUAGAGAGAACACCGUCAUAAACCACACACACAGACACACAGACACAUGCUUGCACAAACAACCACCCAGUCGUUUACUGUGACUUUAUGAAAGUUGUCAAUCAGAUGGGAAUCUGAUGUGACCAAAGUCACUCUACACACCCUCCAUCAUUAAUUCAUGAUAACAGUUAUGGGCUCAGUCUGAUGCUGUUGUCUGCAUGAUUUACAAAUGUGCCAAGUUGUUGAUGUGUAUGAAACAGCUAUGUAAGUAACUCAUUUAUUUGCUAUAUUGCAGCACGGCUACUGUACUGUGCAGGUUGAGCUCAGGCUGGAGAUGAAGUUCUCUCUAUGAGCAGUGUGCCUUAAAUACACCACACAGCAGCGUUACUUAACAUGUGCAAUAAAACCUAUGUAUUUAUCUGCCCAGCACCUUUAAAAGGGCCUUUUACUGACUGUGACUUUUGUGUGAGAU